Molecule: messenger RNA, 938 nt
Organism: Penaeus vannamei (Pacific white shrimp)
Lineage: Eukaryota; Metazoa; Arthropoda; Malacostraca; Decapoda; Penaeidae
Product: cuticle protein AMP1B
Cellular component (GO): chitin-based extracellular matrix
Molecular function (GO): structural constituent of chitin-based larval cuticle
Source: RefSeq, a predicted model, not a curated record
CUGGCAACUGGGGUCAGCGAACGGAGUAUAAAGCACUUGGGUCACGUGAUACCCGUACCAGUUCGCCUUGGAACGUCGCAAGAUGAAGUUCGUAGUGCUUUCUCUCGUUGUGGUCGGGGUCUUCGCCGCCCCUCAGUACGAGUCCGAGCAGGGGCAGGCUCGCUUCGACGACAGCAGGGAGCACGUGCCCAUCCUCAAGGACGAGCGCGUGAUCGAGAACGACGGGAGGUACAACUUCGACGUGGCGACCGGGAACGGCAUCGUGGUGUCUGAGUCUGGCUCUCCAGGCGCCGUCGGGAGCAUCAACAGCGCCGGAAGCUUUGCAUACACCGCUCCCGACGGCACUCCCGUAGAAGUCAAAUUCAUCGCCGACGAGAACGGCUACCAGCCCCAGUCCGACCUCCUGCCCGUGCCGCCCGCAUUCCCCCACCCGAUCCCCGACUUCGUCCUCGAGCAGAUCGAGUUCGCCAGACAGCAGGAAGCCGCUCGAGCCCGCGGGGAACUCAGGGACUCCAGCCAGACCUCCGACAGAUACGAUGCUCCCUAAAGAGGAACUUCUCUGUGCCUAGUCUAUCUUUUUUAACGAAGUUUCCCUUUCCGAUGUUAUCCUUUGUUGCCAUCUUGUGUAAAGGUGGAUAUAUUUUGUAGUAAGUAGUGUCUUUUCUUUUUUUCUGUGCAUCUCGACUAGCCUGGCACCGCAGCGAUUGACAAUCUGUUUAAAGAUGAGUCGGGGAGGAAGACUAUGUACAGUAACUAUUGUACACUUCCGUAUAGUUGUUGGUAAUGUAUCCGUGCCUUUCCAGUGUUGAAGUUGAAGGUUUAAAGUACUGUAUUGCGAUGUCUGGUUUAUUGUUGUUAUGAAGUAGAUCACUGUUUGCUUUGUGUGUGCUUUGUUACUCUAGCAAACUUACAGUACAAUAAAUGCAAAUAUAUUCAAA